UUAGUAAAUGUAUUUGUAUUUGUUUAGGAGUACAGCACGGCCAUGGGCCCUGACGGUAAUUGGCAAGGGGUCUUGGGGAUGAGCGGGAGAGUCCUGCCGAUAGGUUUCAGCACAAAACGUCGACUGUGGUCUUUUCCAUAGAUGCUGCCUGACCUGCUGAGUUCCUCCAGCAUUUUGUGUGUGUUGCUCAGAUUUCCAGCAUCUGCAGACUUUCCCUUGUUUAUCGAACCUCUCAUCAUGGAGAUGCAGGAUCCUGGGAUUGGCAUCAAAACACAAACCCAGAGGCUGAUGAUCACCACCAUUCCUCAUGCUAUGACAGGAAAUGAUGUGCUGGAGUGGCUGAUUCAUCGUCUGCAGAUCACAGAUGAAGAAGGCAGCCUAUUGGGAAAUCUACUUGUGAAACUUGGCUACAUCUACCCUUUACAGGAGCCCAAGAACUUAGUCCUGAAGCCAGACAACAGUCUUUACAGGUUCCAGACUCCAUACUUCUGGCCCAGUCAGGAGUGGCCAGCAGAGGACACUGACUAUGCAAUUUAUUUGGCAAAGAAAAAUAUCCGUAAAAAAGGCAUGUUGGAAGAAUAUGAGAAGGAAAAUUACAACCUCUUGAACAAAAAGAUCAAUCAUAAGUGGGACUUCAUCAUCAUGCAGGCGAAGGAGCAGUACCGAGCAGGCAAAGAACGUAAGAAAGCGGAUAGGUUCGUUCUGGAUUGUCAGGAGAGAGCCUAUUGGCUGGUGCACAGACCAGAGCCGGGCUCCCUGGAUGCACUGGAGUAUGGCAUUAACCGAGCCACUGACCCUAAUGUGAAUAAGGUAGAACAGAGAAAGACUUACGACUCUUACAGGAGGGAGAUCAUGUACUAUCAACAAGCCCUGGUGAGGUCCAGAGUGAAGUCCUCCGUCUCACUGGGAGGCGUUUUGAAAUAUUGUGAACAGUAUUUCACCCAUGACCCCAUAAUGUCAGGGUGCCUUCCCAGCAACCCCUGGAUUACAGAUGAUACAAUGAUCUGGGAGCUCAACACCCCGAUGGUGGAGAACCCGACCAAGCUACGGGUGGAGAGGUGGACGUUCGGCUUCCGCGAGCUGAUGCGGGACCCUAGGGGCCGGCAGAACUUUGAGCUCUUCCUCAAGAAGGAAUUCAGCGGAGAGAAUCUGGCCUUCUGGGAGGCUUGCGAAGACUUGAAGUACGGAGAGCAGUCAAAGGUCAAGGAGAAGGCCGAGGAGAUCUACAAGACCUUCCUGGCACAGGGAGCAAGACGCUGGAUAAACAUCGAUGGCAGGACCAUGGAGAUCACAGUGAAGGGGCUGCAAAACCCUCAUCGCUAUGUGCUGGAUGCUGCCCAAACUCACAUCUACAUGCUGAUGAAAAAGGAUUCAUAUCCACGUUUCUUGAAGUCCCCCAUUUACAAGGAGACACAAAACAAGGCGUUGGUUCCUGAGGAGACCAAGCAGAAGAGCAACUUCCCCUUCAUGAGGAGGCAGCGGCGCUCGAGCCCCAGCCCUGUGGUCCUGAGGCAGCUGGAGGAGGAGGCGAGGGCACGGGCAGCGGCCAGCACCAAGGUGGUCGACAUCACGCAGAUCUGCAGAUUCACAGCUCCUGUUCCCAACCUGACAGUGUAUACAGGAUCAUGUCAUUCACCGAGCCCUUCCUCAUUGGAUCCCGGCAAUGGUGACCUUUCCUUCUACUCCCCCAGAUACACCUCGCUGCCCAACUGCGCCGCCUGCUCCUCGCCCAUCAGUGUUGCCUUAGACACUAACCCAGCACUGGAGGGCAGGCGGGAGCCAAGUAACGCUGCUCCCUUGGUAGCGGAAAGCAUCGAGUCGACCUUCGGGUCCAAACCCGACAGCUGUAACCAGAGACCUGCGUCCGCGGAAACCAAAGCUUCUCCGAAAUCCAAAAUGACGCUGUCCUUCAGUAGGUUUCUGAAGCGGGGUUGUGCAAACUCCCCGGUGUUUGCAACUUUGUCCCCAACGUGCAUCUCGCUGAGCAAUGGGAAGAUCCAGCCUUUAAACAGUGACGAAAAACAGACAAAGCAGAAGCCAAGGCGAGUGUCCAACUUUUUCCAAAUCAAAGUCGACAUUCCAUCUGAGUGCAGAAUUUACCCCAUCGACUCCGAGGAGGAGAAUGAGGACAGUCAGCAUAGUGGAAAAGACUCGACCAAGGAGGUCAUCUGCCCGUGGGAGAAUGUCGUUGAGGAGAAUAAAGCAGGGUGAGGGAAACUCAGUGUGGAGCCUAGUGUCUUAAAGUGUCAGACCCAUUUAGUACUAGCCUGUGCUGAACUCUACUUCUGCAUAGUCCCAUCGAUCCACACCUUCAUACCUCUGUAUUUUAUCCAAACUUCUCUUAAAUGUUGCAAUCGAGCCCUUAUCCAGCACUUCCACUGGCAGCUCAUUCCACACUCUUUCUGCCUUCUGAGUAAAGAACUUCCCCUUAUAUAUUUUACUUUUUACCCUUAACCUAGGACCUCUAGUUGUAGUCUCACUCAACCUCAGCAGAAAAAGCGUGCUUGCGUUUACCCUCCUCAUUCUCCUGCACUCCAGGGAGAAAAGUCCUAAUCUAUUCAACCUUUCCCUAUAAGUUCUUAAGUCCCAGCAAAAUCCCUGUAAAUUUUCUCAGUACUCAUUCAAUCUUAUUGAUACUUUGCCUGCAGGUAGAUGACCAGAUCUGCACACAAUACUCCAAAAAUUUGGUCUCCAGACUUCUGAGGGACCUAACGGCUUGAGUUGCCUUGAUGUCUGUAGAAGAAGGCCGAACUCUUCAAAUUCAUCGAUGGAAAUUGCUAAAGGAACAGCUGAACCUAGAAUGUCAUUUAUUUGUCCAUUCCUGCAUUCUCUCCUUUAACUAUCAUAAUCCCUCCAUUUUAUUCCUCUCGAAAUGGCAAUCCCAGCUCCCAAAUUAGGGCUUCCAGGCCACAGGCCACUGCUUUAGUCACUGAAACAAAAUAGCUUUCCGUGCAGAAAUAAUCUUUAGAGGAAGAGAGAAAAUAAAAAAUAUAAUGGAAAUCUGAAAUAAAAUAAAAACUGCUGGAAAUGUUCAGCAGGCCAGCCAGCAUCUGUGGAGAGAGGAGAGACAACCUUUCAUCAGAUGAAAGGUUACCAACAUGAAAUAUUAACUCUCUCUCUGUCUCUCUGUCUUCACAGUUUGCCUGAUCUGUUGAGUACUUCCAGUCUUUUCUGCUUCUUAAAAGAAAAGACAUGAUGCAAUGUGUCUUGAUGCCUAGAUGAGAAACUUCAUCUUAGGCAUCAAGAGGGCAAAGUCCACCCAUCCAUAAAGAAUUCAGGAACUCCUGUCUACGCAAGGAAAAACAGGGUUGACUGUACCUGCGACACCUCCCUCCCCAACAAUGUAAACAAUCUUUAUGCACCCUUUGAGGCAAACAACCACAAAAGCUGCCCCCCCCCCCAGGUGAGCAGCCAUAGUCUGUAACAGCAGACCGCAUGAGAAGGACUCUGCGGAGAGUCAACCCUCCGUACGGCGGCCGGACCAGCAAAGUCCCAGGCUGAGAACCCGGGGCUGUGCACACCAGCUCACAGACAUCUCCAACACUUCACUCAUCCAGGCUUCUGUCCCCACAGGCUUCAAAUCAGCCACCAUCAUCCCUGUACCAAAGAACUCUACACCUUCAGAACAAAAUGACUACCGCCCAGUGGCACUGAUGCCAAUCAUUGUGAAGUAAGUUGAACGGCUGGUAAUGGCACAUAUGAAAAACUUCAUUCCUGCCACAUUAACAAUACGCUUACCAGCAGUAACGCUCUAUGACAGAUUCCAUAGCAUCUGUCAUGCACCUGGCCCUGACACACCUAGAAUACAAGGACACUUUUGUCAGAAAACUGUUUCUGGAUUUCAGUUUGGCAUUCAACACCAUUGUCCCACAGAACUUGGAGAACGAACUUUUAUUCCUCAGGCUUGGUCUAAACACACUCUUGUACAACUUCCUAAUGAACAGGCUUCAGGUAGGCAGGUUGCACAACUGCUCCCCCUUUCCCAUCAUCCUCAACACAGGUGCCCCCCAGGGCUGUGUGCUGAGCCCAUUGCUCACACAGACCGCACGGCCAAGCACCCAAGUAAUCACUGAUGACAUACAGUGGUGGGGAUCAUCACCAACAGAGAUAAAAUGCCCUACAGAGACGAAGUGGAAGAGCUUGAGGCCUGGUGCCAGACAUAUAACUUCUUCCUUAAUGUCAACAAGAUGCUUAUCGACUUCAGAAGAAUUCACUCCACUCACACACACCCUUCUUUACGUUGGCCGCUGAGCAGUGGAGACUGGGAGCAGUUUCAGACUCCUAGGAGAACACAUCACAAACAACCUCUCAUUGUCCCAGAGCACAUCCUACACAGUCAGGAAAGCUCACCAAUGCCUCUAGUUUCUGAGGAGGUUGAAGAGAGCUGGACUUUGCACAUCUAUCCUCACAUCAUUCUACAGAUGCACAGUAGAGCAUCCUAACAUGUGCGUCACUGCCUGGCACGGGAACUGCACUGUGGUGGACAGGCACGCUCCGCAUUGGGUCGUCAAAACCGCCCAGUGUCACCAGCACCAGUAGUCCCGCCAUCGAGGGCACAUAGACAGAAAGGUGCCAAAAAAGGGCCAAUCACAUCAUACUCUGCUCAUUGACUGCCAAUCCCACUCCUACCAGGGGGGAAGACUAUAUAGCAUCCAUACCAGGAUCACCAGAUUCAAAAACUUUCCUCAAGCAGUAAGGCUGAUCAACAACUCCACCAUGACUUUAUUGUUUCCUGUCAGUCAUCUUACAUAGAGGCUAGUGUCACUUUAUUGGCAAUCUAUGUAUAUAAACUAUUUAUGUAUUUAUAUUUAUUGUGUUUUUAUUAUUGUUGUGUCCUUUAUCUUUUGAGUUUUUUUAUGCUGCUUUGGAUCAGAGAAACAAUUAUUUCAUUCUCCUUUACACCUGUGUACAUGUAAUGACAUUAAACUUUCUUGAAUUAUUUUAGCCAGAAAACAAAUGCACUAACUAGUUAACAGAGGAAGAAAUUGGAGAGAGUUAUUUUUUUCUGGUAAUUACAGUACUGGUUAUCUCAAGCAGUAACUAGUUCACCUCUUUAUCUUCCGGAAGAGAAUGUGAACACAGGCUGAUGAUUGUAGACUGAGCCAUUAUUUUUUAAGAGCCUCUCCUAUUAUAACUGGAAUUGUAACUAUGCUUAUACUCAAUGGCCACUUUAUUAGGUACCCCCUGUUUCUAAUAAAGUGGACACUGAGUGUAUGAUUAUGGUUUUCUGCUGUUGUAGCCCAUUCACUUCAAGGUUCGACAUGUUGUGUGUCAGAGAAGCUCUUCUGCACACCACUGUUGUAAUGUGAUUAUUUGAAUUACUGUCACCUUCCUGUCAGCUUGAACCAGUCUGGCCAUUCUCCUCUGACCUCUCUCAUUAACAAGGUGUUUUUUCACCCACAGAACUGUUGCUCACUGUUUUUGUUUGUUGCUCCAUUCUCUGCAAACUCUAGACACUGAUGUGCAUGAAAAUCCCAGGAGAUCAGCAGUUUCUGACAUACUCAUUCCACCCCAUCUGGCACCAACAAUCAUUCCACGGUCCAAGUCACUUAGAUCAGAUUUCUUCCCCAUUCUGAUGUUUUGUCUGAACAACAACCGAGCCUCUUGACCAUGUCUGCAUUGAGUUGCUGCCACAAGAUUGGCUGAUUAGAUAUUUGCAUUAACAAGCAGGUGUACAGGGGUACCUAAUAAAGUGGCCACUGAGUAUAUAUUCCAACAAACUUUGUCUUAGCUGAACCAGGAAUACCUUGGAAGGAAGUUGUUUUAUUAUAUGUUUCUACUUUUAUAUGGAAUUAUAGAACAGAGUAGUGUCUCGUGGUGUUUGUUAACUCACCAGUACAGUCCGGUUGUUGUUCAAAUGUAACAUGUACAAAAAUGUGUGUAAAUGUUUAUUAAAGAGCGAAACAAAACCUUUGCUAUGCACUUUUGCUCUCUGGCUUUAUCAUUGCCUGGCAUAUUCAUAGGUUCCAGGUAUAGUUAUCAAUCAACUUCGAAAGUAGAACUGUACAGCACAUUACAGGUCACUUAGCC
Hypanus sabinus (Atlantic stingray) is the source of this 6030-nucleotide messenger RNA. It is a transcript of the gene rgs9b, whose product is annotated as regulator of G protein signaling 9b. The record is from RefSeq and is a predicted model, not a curated record. The transcript is spliced from 19 exons. Gene Ontology annotation, biological process: regulation of G protein-coupled receptor signaling pathway; G protein-coupled receptor signaling pathway; intracellular signal transduction. Bases 142 to 2211 code for a protein of 689 amino acids. Lineage: Eukaryota; Metazoa; Chordata; Chondrichthyes; Myliobatiformes; Dasyatidae.